Molecule: messenger RNA, 997 nt
Organism: Symbiodinium necroappetens
Lineage: Eukaryota; Dinophyceae; Suessiales; Symbiodiniaceae
Source: the annotation of a GenBank genome assembly
AUGGAUGGUGCAGGCGGUGCCAUUAAUGCCACAAGGGCAUGCUUUCCAGACGCUGCCUUGCACCGGGACUUAGAACACAUAAAAAAGGACGUCAAGCGCACUGGAAGCAAGAAGAAGGUUGACUCAGAGCUGACAAUGGAGAUAACGGAAAUCAUCCAGUUCAGCGCCAAAGUCGCACAUCCACUUCAGUUCCAUGUCAUCUGGGAGGACACAUUACGAAGGCUGCGCGACCCAGAAGAUUGGAAUCAGGAGACAUUUGCGGAUUACUUGGAGAAGUGGAUCUUGCAGAAAAAGGGCUUGUGGUGGAGCGCAGAUUGGCAGAGCGGUCUCGGUCAAGUGUGCCCUGGUUACGGUACCUAUGUCUCGAAGGCCCAAGAGCGGGCUUGGCGUUCGAUCAAAGGGCUUUUCAAGAAAGGCUUUCGACACCAGGACGUGAGCCAGUUGGUGCGAGAAACAUCGUUGACCUUGCUGACUCUAGUGCGCGGAGGACACUAUGCCAAAGCGUGCUUUCAGGUUGAGGAGCCUCCUGCGUCACUUGCAUACAGUGCUAAGAGGCUAAAGUCCGAGCAAGAUGACGAAGGAAAUCAGUCGCACCGGCUUACACUGGACUUGAUGCAGCAGUGGCGAGAGAAGGAAGGUGACGAGAAUACCUUCCCCAAGUACGACACUGCAGCCCGAGUUUUGGUAGACCGUCUCACGGUGGACGUCACUUCACUCGUCGUGAUGCCAAAGUACAAACUGGAGUAUGCCAAAAGCAAGAAGCGAGACAUGGACCAGCGAUUGGACUUGGCACUCUCUUCUUUGUAUGAAGAUGGUGAAGCUGCUUUUCGCACUGCGUUGGGAAACCCAAGGCAGUGGUCCUUUUCCAUGCACAAGAAACUGUUUUAUAAGUACACUGUGCUGUAUGUGCUCAGCACCGGCCGCGUCGUGGAUGAACAUCCACAUUUUGUGCACAGUAGCUGCAGCGAGCACGCUUUCUUUUACAACUCCGUCUUAG